This is a messenger RNA of Melospiza melodia melodia, 5779 nucleotides long. RefSeq names its product GRB2 associated regulator of MAPK1 subtype 1 (gene GAREM1). The transcript is spliced from 6 exons. NCBI's taxonomy places the organism in Eukaryota, Metazoa, Chordata, Aves, Passeriformes, Passerellidae. Gene Ontology annotation, molecular function: proline-rich region binding. The record is from RefSeq and is a predicted model, not a curated record. Bases 55 to 2706 code for a protein of 883 amino acids. Gene Ontology annotation, biological process: cellular response to epidermal growth factor stimulus; epidermal growth factor receptor signaling pathway.
GCACCCCUCCGGCGCUGCCUGUCUGGCUGCUCCCUCCCCUCCCGGGCCGGGAAGAUGGACCCCGGCCCGCCGCUGGGCUGCAACCUCAAGGACGUGAAGUGGAGCGCGGUGGCCGUGCCCCUGGACCUGCUCGUCAGCACCUACCGGCUGCCCCAGAUCGCCCGGCUGGACAGCGGAGAAACUAUAGAAGGUCUUCGGGAGAGCGAUUAUCUUCUGAUUCAUUCGUGCCGGCAGUGGACAACCAUCACAGCUCACAGUCUGGAGGAGGGUCACUACGUCAUAGGGCCAAAGAUAGAAAUCCCUGUGCAUUAUGCAGGGCAGUUUAAGCUGCUGGAGCAAGACCGAGAUAUUAAGGAGCCAGUGCAGUAUUUUAACAGUGUGGAGGAGGUGGCUAAAGCAUUUCCUGAACGAGUUUACGUCAUGGAGGAAAUAACAUUCAACGUUAAGGUUGCUUCAGGUGAAUGCAAUGAAGACACUGAAGUUUACAACAUUACCCUUAGUACUGGGGAUGAGCUCACUUUAAUGGGGCAAGCAGAAAUCCUUUAUGCAAAAUCUUCUAAGGAGAAGUCACGGCUCAACACCAUCUUCAAAAAAAUCGGGAAGCUUAAUUCAAUUAGUAAGCUAGGCAGAGGCAAAAUGCCCUGCCUCAUCUGCAUGAACCACAGGACCAACGAGAGCAUCAGUCUCCCUUUCCAGUGUAAGGGCAAGUUCAGCACCCGCAGCCCGCUGGAGGUGCAGAUGCAGGAAGGCGAGCACACGAUUCGCAAUAUAGUAGAAAAAACCAGGCUGCCUGUGAACGUGACUGUGCCGAGUCCUACACCAAGAAACCCUUAUGACCUGCAUUUCAUCCGUGAGGGGCACAGGUACAAGUUUGUCAACAUUCAGACCAAGACUGUGGUAGUUUGCUGCGUGCUUCGUGGAAACAAAAUCAUUCCCAUGCAUUUUCCCUUGCACUUGACACUUCCGAAAUUUAUUCUACCCGACAGCGUGGUGAAGGGGGAGCUGUGGCACGAGCCCCUCAUCCAGCACUGGUUUAACGUAUGCCAGGAGCAGUUUGACAUAGACGAGUACUCGCGUGCCGUGCGGGACGUGAAGACCGACUGGAACGACGACUGCAAGAGCCCGAAGAAGAGCCGGUGCGCGGGGCACAGCCACGUGCCCAGCUCCCUCAGCUACGCGCGGGACGAGCUCACGCAGUCCUUCCACCGGCUCUCCGUCUGCGUCUACGGCAACAACCUGCAUGGCAACAGCGAGGUGAACCUCCACGGCUGCAGGGACUUGUGUAACGAGUGGGCCCUGUUCUCUCACGACGCUCUUCAGUACCAGGAGUCCGGGGACAGUGGCAGUGAUUACCUUUUCCCUGAAGUUAGCGAAGAAUCCAUGUUUCUGCCCACGAAACCGGAGCUUCCUUACGAAGAGCUCUGGUUGGACCAGGGGUCUGGAAAGGGUGGUGAUCAGCCUCUCUCGUGCUCGCUGAGUGAGAAGAGCAAGUGUGACAACUACAGAGGAUCCUUCCGAUCAAAGUGUGGCACCGCGCCUCUUCCUGUGCCUGCAACUAUCGGAACAACCACAAAGUCUUCAGAUGUUUCCCUACCUCCACCUCCAGUGCCUCCCAAAUCAGAAGCAGUGAAAGAGGAAUGCAGGCUCCUCAACGCUCCCCCGGUGCCGCCACGGAGCUCAAAGCCGUCCUCCACCAGCCCUUCCAUCCCUCCUCGCACGGCCAAGCCUGCCCGACAGCAGACCCGCUCUCCCAGCCCCACUCUGUCCUACUACUCUUCAGGGCUGCACAACAUUAAUGUCACAGAGAGCGACAACACCAACCUGACUGAGAGCACACCUGUUUCCUGCUACCCAUGUAACAUGAUAAAAACUGAAUCCAAAGAGCCUGACAGCACAAUGCCUUUGGGAAGCCCCUCAGCUGAAGCCCUGCCUUCGAGGUUAUCUUGGCCAAACCAUUUUUCAGGAACUGCUGAAGGCCUGAAUAGGAGUGAUUUCCUGCUUGAUCCAAGCAGGAGCUACAGUUACCCCAGACAGAAGACUCCAGGUACGCCAAAGAGAAACUGUCCAGCACCUUUGACUUUUGACUUUGAUGGAUGUGAGCUCCCAACAGGGUACUCCCCGCUGACUCCAACAGAGUUCACAAACACCAUCUCCAGCUGUCCAAAGUCAGCAAGUUACUCUCUAGACUGCACUGAUGAGAAAACUCUGGGAGUCGCCAACACAAAGCAGAGCCAUUCGUGUCCUGCCUUACCUCCUCGGGCACCGAAGCCAAGCGAAGAUAAGACAGUUACAGACAUGUGUCCCUUGCCACUGAAAAUAGAUGGUGCCGAGGAGGAAUCAAAAGCUGGCUCUCCAGCCGCCUUGGAAGAUCAGUAUCUGGCUAAAAAGGGCAUGCAGGAUACGUUCUCUGUGUCUUACCCCUUCUCAUCUCCCCUCCACCUCCAGUUAGCGCCAAGGUCUUGUGGGGAUGGCUCUCCCUGGCAGCCGCCCACAGACCUUUCUGGACUCUCCAUAGAGGAAGUGUCUAAAUCGUUGAGGUUUAUUGGUCUGUCAGAAGAUGUCAUAUCAUUUUUUGUCACAGAGAAGAUUGAUGGCAAUUUAUUGGUUCAGCUUACAGAAGAAAUCCUAUCAGAAGACUUCAAGCUAAGCAAAUUGCAGGUUAAGAAAAUAUUACAGUUCAUUAAUGGCUGGCGGCCCAAGAUGUGACGCUGGCUAGUUUUUAGUGAAACUGUACUUGAUACAUUUGAGCUAAUACAUCACUUCCUGGUUUUUUGCACUAAAAAUCAUUCUUGUAAAUAGUAGUAGAAAAAUUCUUACUAUGCAGAUAAACAUUUUUCAGUGGUGAAUGGACUUUUUUUUUCUAUGUCAAUAAUAAAGGUAGAGAAUCUGCAGAGGUGUGCCUUUGUGCAUCCCUGAACAUUCAACAGCUGCUAAAAACAGGACACUAAGGGAACUUUGACUCCAUAGUCUGUUAAGACUUAGUCGUAUUUAUUACUGAAUGAUUUGAUGCUGAAAGACACACACCAAUCCAGUUUACAGUUUUGUGUUAACUGCAAAAAAAAGUAUUUCUUACGGGAUUAUUUCUGUUCACAUAAUAUUUGGCAACAUGCUGUGACUUGCAGAUAUACAAAAGCAUUGGUUUUGACACUACAUCUGAAAAUGUUAAGAAUUGCUGUGAAGUGCCACUAAUACACUAUUCUUGCAGCAUUAUUUUUAUUAACAGUAUCUUCCUGACUAUCUGUAACGUGGAUGCAUUUUCCAUGUUACUUUGAGCAAAAAAGAGUUAAAUGUUUUUAAACCAAGAGUCAAGCUUAGCUCGUUGCCCAGAGGGGAGGGAGAAGGGGGAUUUUCUACUGAGCCACUCUGCCCUGGCCAAUUAAAAGUUUAUGACCUGUAGAUUUCAAAAGUUGCUUUUGUAGUUGGAUGACUGGAGUAAAUAGCAUGACUUCUGGUCGUGCAGCUUUCUCAUGGGAAAAGCAAUUCAGUGCACAGGCUCUUUUCUCAGCAGAUCCUGCCUGCUGCAGCAGCCUGCUAGCACAGCCCCUGCAGGAGCCCUGCUGUGGUGAAAGGUAACAACUCCUUGUGUUUCUUCUGCUGCUGUUCUGAUUGUCUGAAAAUGUGCUUGGUCUGCUCUGCUGUUCCUGUGGUCAGACCUGUGUGGGAAGGUGACAGUGCUCCUGUGUCAUGCCUUUGAAAUGAAGUGCUGGCAAGGUGGGAGGGAUCGGAAACAGAGCAUGGCAUGGGAGCUUUUGGGCCAUGCCACAGGAAAUGCCUGUGAUCUUUUCAGUUCACCUGUCUUGUUUGCAGUGGGCUAGGGCGAUGUGGGUGUCAGAGUGGGAGGGGUGUAGCAUCAAAGGCUGUGCUAAUUCAGUUGCCCAGCUGCAAAAACUCACUGCAGUACAUGUCACAUGGAAGCAGCAGUUAAAAGGGAGCACAGAGAUGGUGAGUGGGCAUUAGUCUGCCCCCUGCGACAUCUCAAAUUUAACUGCUCAAAAGGCUAGGAGUAGCAUUAACUUUUGAUCAUCCAUUGUGGAUUUCUUGUAGUUGAUAGAGCUCUCUGAAAUGUGUCUAAAUAACCCCAGGAUCCCCCUGCCUUUAUAUACUGGAUUUGUGGAGGUCCUCAGGAAACAGUCUGUGGUAUCCCUUCCUCCUCAGUGCACAUGCCCAGGAUCCUCAGGUGAUCAGAGCUAGGAAUGUUAGAGCAACUUUACCUUCACUUACUGCUGAGCAGAGCCCUGGCCAAGAGAACACCAUCACCUGCCUUGCUUACCUUUUUGAUGUGUUAAAAAAUAUCUCCAUUGGUAGGGCAUGUAGUUGGGAGCAUCAAGAGAAAAUACAGAGCAGAGACAAAAAUGCUAGAGUUGCCUGUUUUCUCAACCAUAUUGACUCAUUAAAGAGAAUUUAUUAGCAAAUAGAGCUGUCUGUUGUUGGGACACAUUUCAUGUCAUGUUGCCAUGCUGAAGCCAAGAUGCAUUAUUUGUCUUCCAGUAAUGCAAACCACCAGUUCCCACCUAGAAAGCAAAGCCCAGUUGUUGUGGGUACUAUAGAGCCAAUAAAUAUCCCAAUAAAAAAUUCCCCAAGAGUUUAUAAUCCUGUUUUUUGUAAUGUAUUGACUUUAAACAACAGAUCAAUAUUUUUCUCCAAAUGCUUUUUAAUUAGCAUUCUAAAAUAUUUUAGCUUCAAAUAAGACUGGAGCAAAUUCAGAUACUGUUUAGAUGUGUAUACUUGUUGGUAGACCACAUGCAAGUCAAAACCAACUGCCUUUUAAACUUCACUGUGUCAAAUGAGUGUUCAAAUAUGAAAGGGCCAGAUCUUUAAUGUCAGGUACCUUGUUUUGCUCAGCUUGUUAAUUCCAGGUAAAAAACCCCAAAAUAUCUCAAAAAGAAAAUACUACAAUCUGGAUAAUAUUAACACAAUAACACCCCCCAGAAUAUUAACAUCCCUGAGAAAGUAGUCUUCUUUCACUGUGGAUUCAUACCUAUUCUAUUAUCUCUGCUUACCUGCUUGAGGUGGUUAUUCUUGCAAAGAGACUGGUGGAAUUUGCAUUCAUGACCAUGCUGCAUUAACAUCCCAUGUGCAUAAACCAAAAUAGAACUGGCUCACAGAAAGGCCUAGAAAUGUGCAUUGAUUGCAGAAGCUGAUCCUGUGUGCCAAAGUACAGCUGAAACCUCUAACUGCAGACUUGCUAUUGAUGGCCUUCCAGUUGUCUCAUUCUGCUUGGCACUUCUUGCUUACUUUUAUGCAUAAUGUAUUAGCAUUUAACUUUUUCUUUUGCCCUUAGCCACUCAUUGCCUUCCCUUUCCAAGCCAUUUUUGGGGAUUUAGGUGUUCCUGACAUUUGUGUUCUGUGAAUUAUAUGGUUCCAGUGUCAGUCUGCCUGCUGUGGUACCCAAGCUGAACUGAAGUGUCUGCUCUGGUGGAAUCAGCAGAGUGAUGAGCAAACUGGGUGUGUGGAGUGUUGUGGCUCCGCCUUUGGAUCCUUGGUUAUGGAAAGGGCUACCUUUCAAUAGGUAGCCAGGCUAUGGCAGCUCCCAAGCACAGCACUGAGGUUGGCAGUGGGGAAAACCAAUCUGAUUUUGGGAAGUAAUGGAGUCCAGCCAUGUUGAUGGGAGUUGUGUUGAUUGUCUUUGGGGCCUGAGAGCUCUAACAAUUGAGCAUUGUGCCAGAGUGGGCCUAAAAUCACUUACAUUUUCGAGGCAGUCCACUAAAAUAGGCCAGUUCUAACCUUGGAUUUCUUUCUUCAGAUUAAAUAAAUGUAUGGCCUCUGGUGCUUACUUGAU